Messenger RNA from Stegastes partitus (bicolor damselfish), 2735 nucleotides. It is a transcript of the gene soul3, whose product is annotated as heme-binding protein soul3. The transcript is spliced from 4 exons. Gene Ontology annotation, molecular function: heme binding. NCBI's taxonomy places the organism in Eukaryota, Metazoa, Chordata, Actinopteri, Pomacentridae. The record is from RefSeq and is a predicted model, not a curated record. The annotation marks the transcript as partial.
AUAAUAGAUUUCAUCAAUACCAUGGGAGCCAGAACAAUCAGAGGCCUGGCUGCAUCCUGUUCAAAACAUCAGCCAGGUGUUUGGCUCUCCUGUCCAGCACAAACACAUCACCGAGCAUCUCAUGCAAGUGCUUUUCCUUGUGUCAACACUUCCUACUGUUUGGCUCAUGGUUUCAGCUCUCCGUGUACCGUCUGUUUGCCUCUUUGACAGAUCUGGCAGAGCCCAUCCAGCAGCUAACGAGCAACAACCAAGGACGCAGUUCCAGAGAGCACGUACCGUUCACCCUCCUGGCACGCAAAGAGAAGUGUGGGGAGCUGCUGUACGAGAAGCGCCACUAUGAGAAGGGCCACUGGGCUUGUAUAACCAUGCGUGAGGACACUUAUGAGCAGAGCAUCUGCUACGGCUUUAUGAGGAUAAUGAGAUACAUCUGCCAGCAGAACUCCUUAGGCGACUACCUUGGCAUGACGCUGCCCAUCGUGACGGUGGUGCGCACAGACGAGAACCACUCUGUGAUUUCCCAUGACGUCACCGUGGCGUACUACCUUCCUGUCGAGCAUCAGGCCCAGCCGCCACAACCGUAUGACAGUGACAUCAUCAUAGAGGUCUGGCCGGCCGCCGUCGUGUACACCAGGCCCUUCACUGGUCCCACCAAUGAAAUGACCAUCGUCGGUCAGAUCAACGCCAUGGCGGAGCUGCUGGACUCUCCGGGCGUGUGCGUCAACGACUCGUUCAUCGUGGCCGGCUACACCAACCCGGCUCACAGCCACCGUCAGAACGAGAUCUGGUUCCUGGAGCGGCGCUGACGGACGUCUCGCAGCAUCCUCCCUUCGACCCUCGAGCCUCAUGAAGACUCCCUUAACACUGCCCCGCUCAGCUACAGCCUCAGGUGUAACAUCGUCUUUAGUCACUCUCUAAACCGACCACCAGCCUAGCACACUCCGGAGCCAUUGGGUUUUAAGAAAAACUGAAAAGAAAAAAAAAAGAGCUCAGCCGUUACUCUAACCUCAGCAAAUUGUCCUUUAUGUUUAUUUUAGAUAGAUCCUCAUUUCACCCACAGGAACUGAACGUAACCACUGCCAUACGCUCAUGAACACGACCAGACACUAAGGUGGAGCAUAGCAUUCAUCUCCUGCUUCGAGGCGGCUCAAAGCCUUUCCUCAGCACUCUCUCUGAAAGCUGAAAUAUUGUAAUUGUUGUGGCUUUAUGAACACGGCGACCACUGAGUGGUGCAGCAGCCUGUCCAUCCCACAGGACCAGGCUCCCGGUGGACAUGCAGCCUUAUCGUGCUCCCUCUCUGUUCGUCUGUCCUGUGGAGUCAUCCUCCAGCCCGUUGGGUGACUUCAGCUCCGUCACCUUUGAUCCGCUGUUUCUUUAUCUCUGGAUGACGUCGCUCACUACACAUCCUUUUGAUUCCAGUCGCACUGCAGAUUUUCUUUCAACAAUAAGUGCAAUAUUUAUUGGAUGACCAAUAAUCAGCGAGCCAGUUCCUGGGCCUCUGACCCGACCCAGUCUGGGGCGUGUUCAGUUGCCGCCGGUGUGGUAGGUGAGGAAAGGGCUGUGCAGCAAGUAUCACGAACCCGACUGACAACCAGACCAGAACUAGUGGCUUCAGCUACGAAUAAGCUCAACACAAUAGGUGACACUAAUUUAGGAAACAAACACAUUCGUGUGUGUUUGUGCAUGAAUGUAAAUCAACAAGGCAAAGUUGUGAACAGAUGCCACACUAGUACAACCAAAUGCUGACAAACCCACUGAUUCUACUGCUGAAUGACAAUCAUACCUACAGAUUAUAUAUAUAUACACACAUCUUUUUCUGACGCAAGGAAAUGCAUUCCUCAUGUUUUAAGUCUUUGCUCACACACACCAGUAGUUACUUGUGUACCUCUCUGUCAUGCUUUCUACUGCUGCCGAGUAGAAACGAUGCAACGAGAACAUAACUAGAGCACACAGAAUAUCUACUGUGAUUAUACUCUUAAACAGAUCAAUCUGUUUUAGUUCAAGCUGUUUUUCAUGUUUUGUCACCGAUUAAGAAGAGUCUAUAAUAAAGUCAGAAGUAUACGUUUAUCUUCUCUAUACUUUAAACUCUAACAAACCAAUGCAACAGAGACAGAGUGAUACUGCCAGCUUCACCCACAGCUCACCAGAGGCCACGUGGGGACGCUUCAUGUGCUUUUACUGCUCGGGUACCAGUGACAUCAAACUGGAGGUGAACCAGCCAAAUCAUCACUGUGUCAGGAUUCAUGACAGGAGAUCUAUGAACUUCUAAAGCAGGCACUUGUUGAAGCAUAUUCACUCAGUUCAGCCAACACUGGGAGAGAUUUGGCUCCAUUUUACAUUCACAGAGAAAGUCAACAAUGGACGCUUCAGAAGGUUCGGUGUUGGGUUGGGAAGGUUGCCCAGUCUUAAACAGUCGGGUCGACAUCAGGACAUUCAAAUCCAAAGAAUCUAUUUUGCAUUAAAUGAUUGUAGCGUUGAUGUGCUGCUCGAUGACAGCUGUAGGGCGUAAGCACUCGCAAAGCCAUGACACACGUAGGUUGGUUUUCCCUUUACAGUUCUGGUUAUAUGGGAACAUCACGUCUGUGGAAUUAAUUUGUUUUCCUUUCUUUUGCUUAAUUUUUUUUUUAGUGUUUUGCAAAAGUGUGAUGUACUGUGAACAAUUCAAGUGCAACAACAAGAGCUAUUGUGGAUUUCUUUGUUCAAUAAAAAUGUGCUUGUCUCCUGUCUUUUGAAAUCCA